AUUAAAUAAUUUUAAUUUAUUCAUUGAAUGUCUCUCUCUGUAUCGUCUUUGUUCUUUCUGUUCUGCUUCCUCCACCACAUUCCUUCUUAUUCCCCUGGCACAUUCAUUUCCCUCCUGAAGCCUACCUUUCCAUUUCUGCACACCAAGAAAUUAUCCCCUACCAAACCUGACCUUUCUACCCGUCUAUCUGGAUUGGCUCUGUAAAUCUCUGUCCUACAGAGACAAUUGAUUAAGAGUUCUUCAGAGGGAUAUAAAAAGGGCCUUUUUUUCCUUGUCCCUCUUCUGGGUUUCCCCUGUUUUUCUCCUUUGUUUCUUCUUUUAGUUCUUUCUCCCCGUUUUCCCGGAGCCGUUGAAUUUGUGAAGUUGGGAGCUUUAUUGAUUUUCUGCACAUAUUUCAUUUCUUCCCGUCCUUUGCUUUACUGGGUUUCGGCGUCUGUGGCCUCUAGUUAUCUUGAUCUUCCUUGGGCAGCUGGGGGUGUUUUGAUUAGAAUAGAAUAGGAGUAAAAAACCCAACUUGUGAUUUCUCCUAUGGUCUGCCUUUGAUUGCUUGUCUUUGCUGACUCCGUAGAUCUGAAGAAAAAAGUUGCAAUCGGGAAAUGGGAAAGCCAACGGGGAAGAAGACUGCUCCUCAAUCCCCCAGGACGCCCAGAGGCGAUAGCAGCAGCAACAACGUUAAGCAGCUGCCCAAGAGCUCAUCUGACAAGUCUUCCAAGGCCUUUGACGAGGACACAACAAUCUUCAUCAACAUGGCACUGGAGCUCAAAGAAGAAGGCAACAGGCUGUUCCAGAAGCGUGACCAUGAAGGGGCCAUGUUGAAGUAUGAAAAGUCCGUCAAGCUACUUCCCAAGAACCAUAUUGACGUUGCUUAUCUGCGCACCAACAUGGCCGCUUGCUAUAUGCAGAUGGGUCUUGGUGAGUAUCCUCGUGCUAUUAACGAGUGUAAUUUGGCUUUGGAGGUUUCUCCCAAAUACAGUAAGGCCUUAUUGAAGAGAGCUAGAUGUUAUGAGGCCUUGAAUCGAUUGGAUUUGGCUCGGAGAGAUGUUAAGCAUGUUUUGACCAUGGAACCCAAUAACUCUGCUGCCUUGGAGAUUCUCGAAAGUAUUAAACAGGCUAUGGCUGAUAAGGGCAUUAGCUUUGAUGAACAGUCCAUUGCUGCUGAGGAGGCAGAGAAGGUUGUUGGUGCCUCUCGUUUGCGCAAAGUUGUGAAAGAGAAGAUAAAGAAGAAGAAGAAGGGUGAUAAAGUAGAGGAGAAGAAGGCAGAUGAGAAAGAGAAGGUUGUUGUGGAGGAGAAGAAAGUGACUCCUGUGAUUAAGACGAAAGAAGUGAUUGUGAAGACUGUUCAGGCGGAGAGACUGGUGAAUAAAGAGGUUAAGGAAGAAGAGAAGCCAAUUUCCAAGUCCGUGAAGUUGGUCUUAGGAGAAGAUAUAAGGUGGGCACAGUUGCCUGCGAAUUGUACUGUUGGGUUGCUAAGGGAUAUAGUUCGAGACAGGUUUCCUGGCUUGAGAGGUGUUCUUGUGAAGUAUAGGGACCAAGAGGGUGAUUUGGUUACUAUUACUUCCACGGAUGAGCUGAGGUUAGCAGAAUCAUCUAUUGGCUCACAAGGAUCUCUCAAGUUCUAUGUUGUUGAGGUCAGCCUGGAUCUAGAGCCAGCUUAUGAGCGAACAAAGACAGAUGAGAAUGCAAAUGUUAGCAGUCAGGAACAAACUCUUGUUGCUCCUGAGAAUGGGAAUGGUGGGGUAGGAAGCAAUGAGCCUCAAAUCGAGUCUGCUUCCAUCGAUGAUUGGAUUAUCCAGUUUGCACGAUUGUUCAAGAACCAUGUUGGUUUUGAUUCUGAUAAUUAUCUGGAUAUUCAUGAACUGGGGAUGAAGCUAUACUCAGAGGCAAUGGAGGAUACUGUAACAAGUGAAGAAGCCCAGGAGCUGUUUGAUAUUGCUGUUGACAAAUUUCAAGAGAUGGCAGCAUUGGCCUUAUUCAAUUGGGGGAAUGUUCACAUGUCAAGAGCUAGGAAGCGGGUCUUUUUCCCUGAAGAUGGUUCCAGGGAGACAUUACUGGAACUAGUUAAGAGUGCCUAUGAAUGGGGGAAGACUGAAUACGUGAAGGCCGGAGAGAGAUACCAUGAGGCCCUUAAAUUAAAACCAGACUUCUAUGAAAGUCUUCUGGCACUUGGUCAGCAGCAGUUUGAGCAAGCAAAGCUUUGUUGGUAUCAUGCUAUUGGUAGCAAGAUCGAUUUGGAGAAUGGGCCUUCUGAAGAGGUGCUAGACCUGUACAACAAGGCUGAAGACUGCAUGGAAAGAGGUAUGCAGAUGUGGGAGGAGAUUGGGGAGCAACGCCAAAAUGGAAUCUCCAAAUUUGACAAGUAUAAAUGUCAGCUAGAGAAAUUGGGGCUGGAUAAUCUAUUGAAAGAGCUAUCACCUGAAGAAGCUGCAGAGCAGGCGGCAAACAUGAGCUCCCAGAUAAACCUCUUAUGGGGUACUAUGUUGUAUGAGCGUUCUGUUGUGGAGUAUAGGCUAGAGCUGCCAACUUGGGAAGAAUGUCUGGAGGUUGCCGUUGAAAAGUUUGAACUUGCUGGAGCUUCUCCAACAGAUAUAGCAGUUAUGAUAAAGAAUCACUGUUCCAAUGUAACAGCUUUUGAUGGUUUGAGCUUCAAAAUUGAUGAGAUAGUACAAGCAUGGAAUGAAAUGUAUGAUGCUAAGAGGUGGGAAAUUGGUGUUCCAUCUUUUAGGUUGGAGCCAUUGUUUCGUCGUCGGGCUCCAAAGCUUCACUAUAUGUUGGAGUCAUUUUGAUACUUUAUGUGUAGUUGGGCAUUCUUGGAGUGUUGUUAUACAGAUUCUUCAGAUUUUUUGGUGGUUCAUCUUGCAAAAGGAUUACACGUUGCUGCCAGUCAAAUACAGGUAAGCAUUCAUCUGCUCAUCUAGUAGCUUUGACCUAUUGGAUUCCGGCCAUGCCACACCCUGUUCCUUUGCUUUCUAGCUGUCCUGGAAAAACUAAUUUUAGAGUUGCGAGCAAAGGUACUGAGCUAGAGUUUAGCCGGAAUUAUGUGCUUGUAUUAGUUCCAUCAAUAUCCAAAAUGAGGAUGCUCUGAUAGAAAUCUGAUAUCAGUCGAUGAACAUGCUAACUAGUAGGGUUGCCUAGUUUAUGUAUUUGAUUGCUUGAGCAUAAAAUAUGACUUCAGAAUAUGCAAACUGGUUGCGGUUGAAACAUCUUAGGUGAAGAACUCAACUAUGAACAAACAGAGAUUUUGGUGAUGAAGUACUAAUCUAUCCACUGAAGAAAAGCUGUGUUUGUUGCUGCCUUCUGAAGGGAAAUGGGUCCAAGUUAACUUUGUUGUACACCUGAUUGAUGAUAAGUUCCACUUGAUACUGGGUUGCGUUGAGAACUGUUACACGGGCCACAGGCUUUGAGUUUUUCUAGAUUUAGAACUUUCGUCCCGCACUACUCUUCUCAUUGGUGCUUUGUUGAGUCGACAUUUGGUUAUGCAUGCAUAAACAGCUUUCCGUGGUUUUCAUCCGACUUCUAACCUAGUAAUAUCCAUUUCUGCCCUAAUAGCAUUAUCCCAUUUAUCUGUCAACAUGGACACUACUAUCUCUGGAUGGUUUUUGAGGCAUGGCUAUCAACCCUUUUGCAGGACAGUAGAUAAAAUGAAAACAAAAACAUUAGUCAGGUCUUUUUUUUUUAUUAUUGGAUUUGGAACUUGGGUAAGUUUCGCACUAUUGUUUGCUCGUGGAGAGCGAAUGAUGGGUGGAGACUGGAGAGUUUGGUGUUGUGGGUUUUGGAAAGUUUUGAGCUUUGGCUCUCCAUUUUUGGAUUUGGGUUGUGAAGAAUCAGCUCAUGUUGAUCACGUUUACUUCCAUUUUUCGGUUGCUUUUGUUGUGGUUGCCUUUCUUUUUGGAGGGGUUAUAGUGCAAGUGGUGUAAGUUAAGGGGUGGAAAAAAUAGAAAGGGUAUAUGCUGUGAUUUGUUCAACUGAGAAACAAUAAAGAGUGGUGGCAAAGGGCAAAAUUCGAUUGCCAUUUGGUAUUUGUGAUAUAUGUGGGGUUUGAUGCGUGUGAUAUAUAUGGUUCAGAUCAAUAUCUAAUAACAUAACCAUUUGAGCAACAACA
Molecule: messenger RNA, 4099 nt
Organism: Linum tenue
Lineage: Eukaryota; Viridiplantae; Streptophyta; Magnoliopsida; Malpighiales; Linaceae
Source: the annotation of a GenBank genome assembly